Molecule: messenger RNA, 1574 nt
Organism: Schistosoma turkestanicum
Lineage: Eukaryota; Metazoa; Platyhelminthes; Trematoda; Strigeidida; Schistosomatidae
Source: the annotation of a GenBank genome assembly
GUACAUUCGCGCCAUUUAUCAAGGUUCUCUCAAGGUAUCCAACAAAUGGAAGUGGACAGUAAUGUUGAUAUCAGCAAUGUGACUUCUGGAACAGGGUCCGCAUCAGUGCUCCUACAUCCACUCGUUAUUUUAAAUAUAUCAGAGCACUGGACUCGUAACAAAGUGAAGGAAAACUCUAUCGCUGUUACAGUAUAUGGAGCUUUGCUCGGGAAACAAGAGGGUCAUCAUGUUGAGAUAUCGAAUUCCUUUGAGUUAUUACUUGAUGAACCACAUAUGUCAGUUAACUCUGAGUUUUACAGCACUCGUGAAUCUCAAUGCAAACAAGUUUAUCCAGAUUUGGACAUAGUUGGUUGGUACACCACUGGUGGUGCUAUAAAUGAAAAAGAUGAAUUAUUCAACCGACAGAUUUUGGAACUUAAUGAAUCUCCUCUCAUAUUAAAACUAGACCCUCUACAAACAUGCGGAGAGAACCUACCGAUCCGAGUUUAUGAGUCAGUAGUAGAUAACGAUGGAAGAGUCCACUUUAGACAAGUACUAUACACUUUAGCGACUGAUGAAGCAGAACGCAUCGGUGUCGAUUAUGUCGCUCGUAUAUCUAUGUCGUCUACUGACCAAACUUCAUCUAUGACUGCCGAACAUUUACUUGGGAAUUAUUUGGCCAUUCAAAUGUUAAGCAAUCGUCUUCAGCUAAUAAGAUCUUAUGUUGCAGCUGUUGCAGCAGGAGAAUUACCAUCGAAUAGAGCACGACUAAGGGAAAUCAAUGCUUUGGUUAAACGAGUACCUUUUAUGCUUUCGUCUUCAGCAGCCGAACAAAAUGACAAUUUAUAUCGUCAAGCCAAUGAUGUGUGUCUAACAGCACUGCUUGCCAGCAUAACUCAAGGCUUACAUACACUCUACGGUUGUAUGGUUAAAACAGCUCACAUUAUAGAUCGCCGAUCUAUUCCUUUGAGUGUGGGAAGUGGAAUAAUGGACGCAAGUUCGAGUCGUUUUGCCAAAGCUUCCCACUCAGUGAGUAAUUCUAAUUGAAGAAACAAAAUACAUUGCUGAUCGAGUCAGCUUAAGCUAUGUAAUCUAAAAAUAGAUUUCCUUAUUUGUACAUACUGACAUCAUGGUUUUCUUAAAUUCACGAUAAUACAGUAAUAUUUGACUACGUUAGUUUGUAUAUGAUCUUAUACUGUAUUGAGAUAAUUUUCACAAUUUCGACAAGUCCAUGAUCUUUCUGUUUUAGAUUCUGAUGCAUCAUCCUUGUCAUAGCCGAAAUUCAACAUCAGUUCACUAAUCUGUCAUUAUGAACUAGAAAAGGUAAAUAUAGCUAAAAUUUAAUUCUAUACUCCUAAUCGCUGAAAAUGAAGGUCUGAUAAAACCUUUUUUAACUAUUAAGAUUGAUCCAUCUAUUCGUAUGUUGGUCUGUUGUGAUUGCUGCUAAAGAUUUGAACUGGUUUCACUCUUAUUUUCACCAUGGUUUCAACUAUGAAAUCAAUCUCUCCACCUCGAUAAUAAAUAGCUUCCUCCAAAUGUUCGGUUCUUGGAAAUGAAUAAACUAUCUAAUAGACGAAUAAAAAUAAGCUGUAUGU